UAGCCGUGCGGGAUGCUGAAUUCGUAGAAGAGAUUCAGUCGUAUUGCCUGGGCUCUCUCUGUCGCACGGCUAACGCCCGGACGGAGUGUGCGAGGCUGCAUCCUCGUGCUGCAAGAGGAGCCCCGAUUUCCUCCCUCGGCGAGAGCUCUUCGUCGCGGCGAAAAGGAAAUCGAGACGCACACGGUGGGAUGGAUACGUCCGCGUGAAAGGGAUGCGCUACGUGAUUUUGCAGGGGUAGCCGGUGUUACAGAGCUUACACAUCCGGAAGCAGACGAGAGUACGGUCCGAAGAGGAGAAUGGGAGUGUACGUGACAGGCGUAAUCGGCGUGAUCGUGUUCUAUGUCGCGGUGCUGGCCGUUGGCAUAUGGGCCGCCGCGUUCAAGAGGAGGCAAGUUGCGCAGGGCCACUUCCAGGCUGACAUGAUGCUGGCAAACCGACGUCUCGGUCCGUUGCUCGGUGUCUUCACCCUUAUCGCGACAUGGGUUGGAGGAGCCUUUGUUAAUGGAACCGCCGAGGCCAUGUUUACGAGGGGUUUAGCUUGGUGUCAAGUACCCAUCGGAUACAGCCUUAGCCUGAUUUUCGGCGCCAUGCUCUUCGUGCGUCCGAUGAGGAAGGCCGAGUAUGUGACGAUGUUGGAUCCUUUUCAAGAACGGUACGGCGCGGGCAUCGGGGGCUUGCUCUUCCUUCCGGCGCUGUGUGGUGAUCUAUUCUGGUGCGGCGCCGUUCUAAGAGCUCUAGGAAGCUCGCUCGCCGUCGUUGCAGGCGUCGAUCCGAACAUCAGUGUUUGCGCGUCCGCGCUCUUGGCGGCCAUAUAUACAGUCUUCGGCGGAUUGUAUUCCGUGGCGUGCACCGACGCUCUCCAACUGCUGUGCAUUCUGCUGGGUUUAGUGAUAGCUGCGCCGUUCUCCAUGGUACAUCCUGCGGUAUCAUUUGAAAAUCAUCUGACCCCGAGGGACUGGCUGGGACACGUGAAAAGUGAGGACAUGGGCGAAUGGGUGGACGGCAUGCUGUUGCUGGUGUUCGGUGGUAUACCUUGGCAGGGUUAUUUUCAACGAAUCCUAAGUAUUAAGAGUACUUCUGUUGCAACGACUCUAUCAAUUGCCUCGAUGUUCGGUUGCUUGAUACUCGCAGUACCAUCAGCUUUAAUUGGAGUAGUUGCUCGUGCCACCGAUUGGUCCUCGGUACCAGGUUAUAACAGAACGUUCACCACGGAGGACGGAAACGCCGCGAUGCCGAUGGUCCUGCGAUAUCUCACGCCUCAAUGGGUAUCUUUUGUUGGUCUCGGUGCGAUCUCGGCGGCAGUAAUGUCUUCGGCAGACUCCAGUAUACUCGCUAGUAGUUCUAUGUUUACCAGGAAUGUUUACAAACUCACGAUACGACCAAAAGCGUCCGAACGUGAGCUAAAUUGGGUCUUAAGAAUUGCCGUAAUCGCGGUUUCCAUACUGUCUACUCUCGUCGCUCUUACGGUCAGCAGUGUUUACUAUCUUUCGUAUUUGUGCGCCGAUCUCGUCUAUGUCGUUCUGUUCCCGCAACUAUUAGCCGUUAUCCAUUGGCCUACUAUGGUGGAUACUUACGGCUGUUUGGCGGGAUAUUUUAUCGCUAUCGUCUUGCGUCUCGGUGGUGGUGAAAGAGGACUUGGCAUACUCCCGUUGAUCGAAUAUCCGUUCUACGAUAAGAAGACGCGCACCCAGAAGUUUCCCUUUCGCACUGCCGUCAUGAUGAUAGCCCUCUUCACUCAACUCUUCACUAGUUUUCUCACCAGAACUCUACUUGGCAAAGGAUACUUUCCGCAAUGUUGCGACGUACUGAACAUAUACUCUCCCAAGAAGUCCAAGGAGCCGGGCGUUAUGCAGAGCAGCUCCGGCGCCACUCUCAUGGAUUCAUCCUCGAAAUCGACAUCGGGUAUAGAUUCCUGCGAUGGCGUCGGCACAUGCGUUUACGACGACGAAAGAACCUGCGGCCACGAGGACGCGGUCGAUCGCGGCGAUGAUAACGCGAUGACCAACAACGAUCUUGCCGAGCUGUCGAAGGCAAAGAGCAUCGGGACGUCGGUUGUGCAACGAGCGAACCAGAAUCUACAAAAUCUGCGUAGCGCGAUGCCUACGCCGGCGCGACACGUCUCCAUGGCGAGUCCGGUGUACACGCCGAUACAGAACGAUGCAUGCAGAGAACAGAUUCUUGCGGUGAGGAAUCUGCGGAGUCCUCUUGGUCCCCAAGGCGGAGUACUCUCGCCCACCCGGUCGAUCGGUAUGCCGGCGACUCCGAUCACUCCGUGUGCUCCUUCUUACGCCAAAGUGGGCUGCGAGCUCGGGCCCAGCAACGAGAAGCCGCGGAACAACGACAGGAUGAGCAUCGUCGAGAGAAGCAACAUGGAGUACAAUUUAAACGCUCAAGAGAACCCACCCGCCAGCGUAGGUCCUAGGAAGAGCGUCAAGGGCGUGAAGCUCGUCGGUAUGGAGGGCGGCACGUUACGGAGACCGUCGCUGCAGCUUCCCAUACAUAGCUCCCAUGAGACGACAUUUUGUGCCGCGUGUCCUCAGAGCACAUUCUCACCGACACCGUCGGUGGAACUAGUCAACAUUCUGGACAGAAGACAGAGCAGCAGCUCGUACGGACCAGGUUCUCUAUCCCCCGUGCCGUCGAUGGGGGUAGAGGCAUGCAAAACUCAUGGGACCGCGGCUGAAGGACAGAGCGGGCCUGAUCAUUGCAAGAUAAAGAGGGGCAUCGUGCGACAUCACAGCUUCAAUGACACGGGCGACCGAGUGGCGUUGACAACGCUCGCCAGACAGCCGAAUUAUCCAUCGAUGCCACUAAGGCCGGAUGAUUGCCGUAUGACAUUAGCAAGGAAGGACAAGCGCCUGGCCACAAUUGGCAGGCACUCGUCGAUGACGAACGAAACGGAGCUCAGCAACACGAGCAGCCUGAUUGUCAGUCCCACCUUCAGCAUGUACAGUUCUGCCGCGAAAAGUUCUAAUUAUUUCGUCACCGAUGACGAAGCCGUCAGCAGGUUCUAAAACCGGGUUCCGUAACUAAUAGGAUCUCCAGAACCGAAAACGAUAUUUAUGGACUUUAUGAAGUCGAAAUUGACACGUUCAGCUGGUGCAAAAUAUCGUUCCGUAGUUUCCAUAGUUUUUCCAUUCAUCAAUUUAUAUAUAUUUUUUUUUAGAUAGGAGGUAGAGAAUAAAAUUAAAAGCAUGAGGUUUUGUAUAAA
Messenger RNA from Trachymyrmex cornetzi, 3211 nucleotides. Its product is annotated as high-affinity choline transporter 1. Bases 297 to 3014 code for a protein of 905 amino acids. Gene Ontology annotation, molecular function: choline:sodium symporter activity. Gene Ontology annotation, cellular component: plasma membrane. The record is from RefSeq and is a predicted model, not a curated record. NCBI's taxonomy places the organism in Eukaryota, Metazoa, Arthropoda, Insecta, Hymenoptera, Formicidae. Gene Ontology annotation, biological process: choline transport; transmembrane transport; acetylcholine biosynthetic process. The transcript is spliced from 13 exons.